CUCUCUCUAAUGUCUGAACUAAAACUCUCACUUUCUCUCUCUUUUCCGGGAUGGUCUCACGCUGCCGUAUCAACCUCCUCCUACGCUUCAACAGUACCAGCUUCGACGGUUCCUCCGGUUGUUCCGCCGAUACGUCGUCACCUGGCCUUCGAUUCGACGAAGCCGCCGUUUGUUCAUCCCGAUGAUUAUCACAGAUUUUCAUCUAUUAAUGGUCGUGGAAUAGUCGCCGAUCAAGAAGUUGAAGCAAUUGUUGUGAGAUCUCCACAAUUAAAAAGGAAGAGCGCGGCAGACAAAAAUGAUGUUGUGUUUGGCCACCAUUUGCGCACAAAAUAUGGAGUCAUGUUUUUAGUAACAGCAAGUGUUUCUUCUACAUUUGGACACUACUCAGUCUAUAUAUUGAUAUUUAUAGUCUGCAGGUUCAUUGUUGCUAAUAUAGAGGGAAUUGAUGGGCUAGAAUCCUCCUAGGAGACUUUGAUUUCCUUAGCUCACCAAGAAACACCCCUGCCAUUGCCCAUGUCCUUCCUUCCUUUCGAGGAUUGCAGUACCUCGUC
This is a messenger RNA of Gossypium raimondii (Peruvian cotton), 551 nucleotides long. RefSeq lists its product as uncharacterized. The record is from RefSeq and is a predicted model, not a curated record. Lineage: Eukaryota; Viridiplantae; Streptophyta; Magnoliopsida; Malvales; Malvaceae. Bases 10 to 465 code for a protein of 151 amino acids. The transcript has 2 exons.